AUGUCACUCAGGUCAUCACUUAUAAGUUAUCGCCAUCAUAUAAUACAUGGAAGGCAACAUCAACAACAACCACAACAGCAACAACAACAGCAACAACAACAACAUAGUGGAAAUAAUAUAAUGCAGUUGGGCGACUCAAUAUACUGUGCCAGCAUGUCAUCGGAUAAAGGUAGCAGCAGCAGUAGUAGUAAUAAUAAUAAUAAUAAUAAUAAUAUUAAUAAUAGUGGAGGUGGAAAGAAACAUGUACAGCAUGGAAAUAAUAAUUAUAAUCAGAAUGCCAACGAUACGGCAUCAGAAGAGGAGGUCACAGCGACGAUAUAUCAAAAGUUGAACUUUCUCAAGACUUCAGAGUUGUCAGACUCAACGACAUUGCAUCAACUUAGGUUCGAAGACUUUAGUAAUCAAUUACCUGAUAUAGAACAAUCAUUGGAAAAGGAGUUGGACGAUAAUGCUGAUGAUGAGAAUGACGAUGAUCAAGAUGGAAUGGUGGGACUGGAACAUGACGAAGAAUACAAGAGAAUGAAUAUAUUUCAAAGACUAUGGACCAAGUUCAAAACAAAGACUCGAUCAAGCUACAACACAUCAACAGCAUCACAUGUGGACCUCGAGAACCCCAUGGUCUGGAGCGACAAGCCCUUGAUUAAUGCAGACGAACAAACAUUGAAGAAGAGCGAUAGGAUGUUCAAUAGAUACACACUUAGACUGCAUCCUUAUAGGCUGGAACAGGAAUACUUGCAGGUGCACUUUGCCAAGCAGAUGAUGUUGCUGAGGAUGACCAAUCUGAUCGGUAUACUGGCAGUGUCUUAUGGAAUAUUCAAAGUCAGCGUGUUCAUGUUGCUGGCCGUAAGAAUAUUCUGCUUCAACGUGUUUGCCUUCUCAUUGUUCCUCAGCUUCCUGUCCAACAAACGAUAUUACAUGCAUACGUACCAUCCACUGUUCCUAUUCAACUUCACUACGCUGUUCCUAUCCAUUCUGCUCGAGUACCAUAAUGCCACGAUCACAUUCAUCAUCUUCCUGUAUAGUGUUGUAUUCAGCUGUCUAUACUCACUUGGCUGUCUACUCUUUGUAUGGAUGGUGCUACUCAACCUUGUACAUGCGGUCCUCUUCAUAUUCUUCCUCCUGAUGCAGUCCAGUCUUGACACGCCCAACCUAAUAUCCUUCAUCCUCUACGUCCUAACCAUCUUCCUAGUUGGUGCCACACAUCUUUACAUCUUGGAGAAGUCCAGGAAAGAGAGCUUUGUGGAUAGCAAGAGACUUCAAAGAAAGACUGAAAGACUGAAGGUGGAAAAGGAGAAGACUGAACAGUUGUUGGCCAAUAUAUUACCAGAGUUUGUGAUCAAGAUGAUUAACGAACAUUCGACAACGAGGACUAUUAGGGCUGGCCGCGCCAAUACCAUUAGUAGUAGAGAGGAGGCUGCAUCAACAGUCACCACAUCCAAGCAGAUAUCAGAGCCACCUCCACCCAUUGCCAAGCACUUCCCAAACUGCUCGAUACUGUAUUGCGACAUUGUUGAGUUCACCACAUUGGCGUCGAGGGUCGAGGCCGAGCAGCUGGUCAGACUGUUGAAUGAGGUGUUCACUGAGUUUGAUCGUGUUGUCGAACUACAUCACUGCGAGAAGAUCAAGACUGAUGGUGACUCAUACGUGUGUGCCGGUGGACUGACCAUCGAGAACACCCAACACUUCAAGGCCAUAGUCGAGGUUGCCUCGGACAUCCUCAGGUUGCCUAUCCUCACAUCAAACUGUCUAAACGUCCAGAUCAAGCUACGUGUUGGAGCUGCCACUGGGUCAGUCAUUGGUGGAGUGAUUGGAUGUGAGAAGUUCCAGUUUGAUGUGUGGGGCGAAGCCAUCGCCAUUGCGCAUACCCUGGAACAGAAUGGCACACCAGGCAAGAUACACUUGUGUGAGAAGCAUCUGGAGAAACUGCCUGUAGACGCCAAUUAUGGAACGAUUGAAGAGAACUCUGAUUGUCGUCUGGACUUCAAGACUGUGUUGUUGUCACCACAUCCAGUGGACGAUGCCAAGUUACAAGAGUCUACCGACCCCGCCAACAACACCACCGCACUUGGAGUACCCAACGCAACAUCACUCAAACAAUCUGGCAGUGCAGGUGGCGGCAGUGGCGCUGCUGGCGCUGGAUCAGUCAAACCAAGGACCAAGUCCAAAGCAAAGUCGGACUUAUGGAACAAGAACGACUCAAUGGUGCACAUACUCAUGGUUCCCUUCAAGCAUGGUAACUCAAUCUUCUUCAAAGAUACCGAGAAGUCGCGCAGCAGGGGUCUGUUCUCGGAGGACAUGAGUGGGGUGGACCGUUGCUUCAAGGAGUACACCAACUUCAAUCGCGUGGCCGUCAAGUUCAGGAACCCCAGAGUGGAGAGCGCGUAUCAGAGAUAUGUGUUGGACAAGACUGUUGUGGAGACCAAGCUAUUCCUUCUGAUGGGCAUGAUGCUACACGCCGAGUUCUUCUUUGACGACUACAUAAUGCAGUCGCGACCAAUACUCAACGCCACCAACAUCUACAUUGGAGUGGGCCUCUUCUUUGCCAUCUUCAUGAUGCUGUCCUUCACCCGCCUAUUCAAGAUUGGCAUCGUAUACCAACUUAGUUUCUUCUUCAUGACCAUGUUAUUUGGAGUUGGUACCAUUCUAGAGUUGAUGCGCUAUGGCAACCCACUGGCACGCUCAUCCAUGAUCCGUGUCACCAUGACCUUCCUCUAUGCCAACGUCUUCCACGCCAUGUCAUUCUUUGCAGAGUCCGUAGCCAACCUCACCCUUAUAAUCGUCUUCUUCCUGUGCAGUACAUUUGUGUCCACAUCGCUACCUGAACAUAUAUUCCUUACGGACUACAUUGGAAUCGUCCUUAUUCCACUCAUCCAACUAUGUUCAAGUUAUGGAAUGAAGUUGUUGUUGCGCAAGGCAUGGGUAAUCAAGUCCAACGUCAAGUUCAAAGGUCUGAUCAUUCAAAAGGAGCGAGAGAAGUCAUCCAAACUACUCGAGAACAUUCUUCCUACAUCAAUCUCUGAGAAACUACUGGCAAGAGAGGGAAGAGGAAGAGGCAAUGGAAAUGGCAUGUUGAUCGCACAGAAUUAUAGCCAUGUCGCCAUUAUGUUUAUUAAUAUCACUGGAUUCGAGAAGUUGCCAACGAUGGGCGCAUCAGUGAUGGUGUCCUACAUGAACUAUAUAUUCUCAAUACUGGAUGCACAAUUGUCCAAGUUUGGGAUGGAGAAGAUUAAGACCAUUGGUACGACAUACAUGCUGGCGUCCGGCCUGCAGACCUCUGGUCAGCUGCCACUCCAACACCCAAAGAUGUUCUUGGCCAAUGCCGCCAACAUGGCACUCACCGUCAAGGAGUAUGUCAUGCGUCUGGAUGAGCAUCUCAAUGUGCAGGUGGGCAUCAGCUUCGGACCAUGUGUGGCCGGAUGCAUUGGACUUAAGCGCGCCAAGUUUGAUGUGUGGGGCGACACUGCCAACACAGCAUCCCGCAUGCAGACGUCGGCCCCGCCAGGCAAGAUACAGGUGACCAAAGAGGUGAGCCGGAUACUCAGGAAGGGCUUCGUCCUCGAGGAGCGAGGUGUGAUCCGUGUCAAAGGCAAGGGAGACAUGACGACAUUCUACCUUGUGGAGAAGAGGGAGCCCGUCCAAACGCCAUCCCCCUCAUCACUCACCAUCGACACCUCCAUCAGCAUCUCAAGCGACAGUCUACAGCAGCAAUCACAACAACUCAUUCAAGUGUCCUCAGAGUCAGUGCAGCAGCCUCAAGUAGUUCGUACUCAAGCUGAUAUGUUGUUGGAUGUUCGUUGCCAAGUAUGUGAUUAUGAGCCUGCCACUGUGAUGCCAAUUGACAAUGGUAUCAGUGAGGUAGACUCCCACAAGCAUAGUGUAGACUGUCUUGACAAAGAAGUUGUUGCUGUUGAGGACAAUGUAGACGCAGCAGCAGACAUGGUAACAGGGGCGGACAUAGAGCUGGUGAAGUGA
Molecule: messenger RNA, 3972 nt
Organism: Acytostelium subglobosum LB1
Lineage: Eukaryota; Evosea; Eumycetozoa; Acytosteliales; Acytosteliaceae
Exons: 6
Coding region: 1-3972 (1323 amino acids)
Biological process (GO): intracellular signal transduction; adenylate cyclase-activating G protein-coupled receptor signaling pathway; cyclic nucleotide biosynthetic process
Molecular function (GO): adenylate cyclase activity
Source: RefSeq, a predicted model, not a curated record